Glossina fuscipes is the source of this 2278-nucleotide messenger RNA. Its product is annotated as enoyl-CoA hydratase domain-containing protein 3, mitochondrial-like. Gene Ontology annotation, cellular component: mitochondrion. The transcript has 7 exons. The record is from RefSeq and is a predicted model, not a curated record. Gene Ontology annotation, molecular function: hydro-lyase activity. NCBI's taxonomy places the organism in Eukaryota, Metazoa, Arthropoda, Insecta, Diptera, Glossinidae. Bases 1301 to 2182 code for a protein of 293 amino acids.
AGGGUCUGCGAAGCUUCCUUUUGUGUGUAACAUAUAUUUUAUAAAAAAAAAAAACAAAAUGAGUAUACUCCCAUAUUACAGUGAUGGAUAUAACAAGUGUAGAAACAAAAUUGAAAAAAUUUAUGCCAAUAAACUGAUCUUGAUCGGUUAGAAACCUUUAAAAAAAAAUUACCCUUAAUAUGAUGCUCACAAGACGGUAUUUUUAUGGUAAAUCAAAUUUAUCGUUCAACACGUUUCUGUAAAUCUUUACAUCUUGACCAGAUGGUCAUAAAAAUUACAAGCUCCAUACCUAGCGUUGCCAUAUUUACCGGAACAUUUCCUAAAAUGUGUAGAAUAUUUUCCUCAUCAAUCAAAUCAUAGACUGAUUAUAACGCGUAAAAACAAGUUUCAAUCGAAAAAUUUUACACUGUUUAAUCUGAAAGUGUAAAGAAUAUCAAUAGAUAGGUAGGAGAAUUGAUUAUACUGUUUUCCUUUAAUGCCCUAUCCAAUACAAUUUUUUUUUCUUUUCAAUAUAGAGGAGAUAUCACCUCUUCACGUAACGCGAUGACGCGGAAAGAGAAAGACCGCAGCCUACUGGGAAGUGUUACGCCCUUACCGAUUGAUCACUCGACUCACUGUAGCUCUACCGCACUUGAGAUCACAUUUAGGCUAAAACAUGUCAGUGUCUGGCUGUUCGACUGUUCAUAACUAAACUGACUAAAGCGUUCGAUUUGAGUCUACACUUUGAAGAGUUAUCUCUCUAAGAACAAUGAUAAUUUUAAUAUCUAAUAGCAGUUAUUAGAUAAAGCGCACAUGCCGAGCGUUUAAAAAAAAAUAAUAAUAAUAAUCGCAGAAAUCUAAAUAAAAAAAGAAAAUAGAAGUUUUCGUUCUAAUGGACUCGUUUAACACAUUUGCAUCUAAUAAUAAAGUGAAUUAAUUAUUACGUGAAAGAGAGUGAAGCGAAAACUAUAAUGAAAACAACUAUAGAAUGAAAUAAAGCAUAAUUCUGCCAUAAACGUAAGAGCAAUAAAAACUAAAGACGCAAUUUAUUCUGUAAAAAAAUUACAAUGAAAUUAAACACAAUAAUUAAAUGUAAAGAAAGACAUUUUACGCAAAACAAACAACAUGCAGUCAAAGAAUACAAUUAGUGAAAGAAAAUCGCAUGGUUCCCGCAAUUCAUCGCUACCUGCAGAGAACGAUUAGUGCCCGUUAUUUGAGAUUUAACGUUAAAUUGGCAGCUCUGUUUUUCGUCAACAAUAGUAAAUAAUCAAAUGUCAAAGAGAAUAAUCAAAACACCUGUGGCUCAAGGUACGCAACUAAAAUGCUAUGUCACUUUAAAAAUCUACUGCAGCAUAAACUUAGCUUUAGACAGAUGUCUCGUGCCGCAUUCCAUUUAGCAUCUAAUCAAUUUACGAAAUCUGAACAGUAUGAACAGUAUACGAAACUCUUUGAAUGUGAUGGUGUACGCGAGAUAAAUCUAAGAGAGCCAAAGAAGCGCAAUCCUCUUUCUUUAAGCAUGAUGGAGGAGAUAAUGCAGCAUUUGUGCGCCGAAUGGCAUAAUAAAAAUCUUCGCUGUAUUAUAAUUUCAUCCACUGGCCCUGUAUGGUCGGCUGGUCAUGAUUUAAAGGAAAUUUCGCCCGAAUGUGGCGCUGAGCAGCAAACAUUAGUUUUUGAAAAACUUGCGAAACUCAUUGAGAAUAUACGUAAGGCUCCAGUGCCAGUUAUAGCAAAAGUUAACGGAAUUGUUGCAGCUGGAGGUGUUCAGUUGGUGGCUUCGUGUGACAUGGUGGUAUGUACGGAGAAAAGUCAUUUUAUAACCCCCAGUGCAAAUAUUGGAGUUUUCGCAUCAACGCCAGCUGUUAUAAUGUCUCGUUUAAUGCCCCAUAACAAAUGCUUGGAUAUGUUACUCACUGGCCAUCCUAUAACUGCACAAGACGCUCUAAAAUAUGGUCUAGUUAGCCGUGUCGUUCCUGAAGCUAAUCUUGAUAAGGAGAUGGAGAAAAUUAUUGCAUCAAUAAAUAGUAAAAGUCGCGCUGUUUUAGCUCUGGGCAAAGAAUUCUUUUACAAACAAUUAGAAUUACCACUGGAGCAAGCGAAUCGGCAGGCAAUUAAGAAAAUGAUUGAAAACUUAAAUUUAACCGACUCGGACGAGGGGAUACGCAGUUUUAUGGAGAAACGUAAACCUAAUUGGUCGCAUAUGUAGACUGAAACUAAAGAUUUACUGGAAAAAAAUAAUCUCAAUUUAUUGUUAUAUUUUUAUGGUUGAAGGAAGUACUUUUUUUUUUUAUUAUGUUUAUCU